UCCCACGCUUCUCUUUCUUCCUGUCUGGCCGGGAACAUGGCGUCGCGCAAGGAAGGCACCGGCCCCACCGCCGCCUCGUCCGGCUCCGCGGGCGGCGCGGUGGGGAAGGGCAAGGGCAAAGGCGGCUCUGGAGACUCAGCCGUGAAGCAGGUGCAGAUCGACGGCCUGGUAGUAUUAAAGAUAAUCAAACAUUAUCAAGAAGAAGGACAAGGAACUGAGGUUGUUCAAGGAGUGCUCCUGGGUCUGGUUGUGGAAGAUCGACUAGAGAUUACCAACUGUUUCCCAUUCCCCCAGCACACAGAAGAUGAUGCUGACUUUGAUGAAGUCCAGUAUCAGAUGGAGAUGAUGCGCAGCCUCCGCCAUGUCAACAUCGAUCACCUCCAUGUGGGCUGGUAUCAGUCCACGUAUUAUGGCUCGUUUGUUACCCGGGCACUUCUGGAUUCUCAGUUCAGUUACCAGCACGCCAUUGAAGAAUCCGUCGUUCUCAUUUACGAUCCCAUAAAAACUGCCCAAGGAUCUCUGUCACUGAAGGCAUACAGACUGACUCCUAAACUGAUGGAAGUUUGUAAAGAGAAGGACUUCUCCCCCGAAGCGUUGAAAAAGGCAAGCAUCACCUUCGAGCACAUGUUUGAGGAAGUGCCAAUUGUGAUUAAGAAUUCCCAUCUCAUCAAUGUCCUAAUGUGGGAGCUUGAGAAGAAGUCAGCCGUAGCAGAUAAACACGAACUGCUCAGCCUUGCUAGCAGCAAUCAUUUGGGGAAGAAUCUCCAGUUGCUGAUGGACCGGGUGGAUGAGAUGAGCCAGGACAUAAUCAAAUACAACACAUACAUGAGGAACACCAGUAAACAGCAGCAGCAGAAACAUCAGUAUCAGCAGCGUCGCCAACAGGAAAAUAUGCAGCGCCAGAGUCGAGGGGAGCCCCCGCUCCCCGAGGAGGACCUCUCCAAACUCUUCAAGCCCCACCAGGCCCCUGCCAGGAUGGAUUCACUGCUCAUUGCAGGCCAGAUUAACACUUACUGCCAGAACAUCAAGGAGUUCACUGCCCAAAACUUAGGCAAGCUCUUCAUGGCCCAGGCUCUUCAAGAAUACAAUAACUAAGAAAAGGAAGUUUGCAGGGAAAGUUGAGAAGAUGGUUGAGACUCCACCAGAGUGACUCUUGGAAACAUAUUUCUGUGCUGCACAGUGGAGAGGAUUUCCAAUGUCUUUCUGGCCAAUAAUAAAACCUUGAUUGAUUGUUCACUUGC
Messenger RNA from Phodopus roborovskii (desert hamster), 1241 nucleotides. It is a transcript of the gene Eif3h, whose product is annotated as eukaryotic translation initiation factor 3 subunit H. Gene Ontology annotation, cellular component: eukaryotic 43S preinitiation complex; cytoplasm; eukaryotic translation initiation factor 3 complex. Lineage: Eukaryota; Metazoa; Chordata; Mammalia; Rodentia; Cricetidae. Bases 37 to 1095 code for a protein of 352 amino acids. Gene Ontology annotation, molecular function: protein binding; metallopeptidase activity; translation initiation factor activity. The transcript has 8 exons. The record is from RefSeq and is a predicted model, not a curated record.